GGGUGUCAUAGUUACCAUAGCCCAUGAUGUGGAGAAUGUCUGGAAGAGCAGUAGGAUGAAGCAGGCCCAUAGAAUAGUCUUUGCCUCCUGGAGAUCCCUGGAGGUCUGGGUGAGUGUGGUUUGGGGUUUAGCCUCCCCACCUGCUCGCCCUACUUACCUGGUGUCCCUAUGCAGCCCUGCCUCCCAAGCCCAGCUCAGGGCCCUGGAACUCUCCCUUGGGACUUCCCUCCUCCUCAGCCCUGGCUCUUGGUGCCCUGCCCAGCUGCCAUGGUAACAGGUUCCAGGGUGACAAAGGAGGUUGCUGGGUCCUAUUUCCUCCCAGUCCUGUCGAGGAGGAUUUUCAGACCACAGAGACUGAACUGCUCUGCACCUACCUGGGCUCUUUCUGUGUUCUCACUCAGGUUGAGCUCAAACUUCCACCCCUGCCAGCAGGGCCAUGUGUACCAGCCUGACCACUUGUGAAUGGAAGAAAGUCUUCUAUGAGAAGAUGGAGGUGGCAAAGCCGGCUGACAGCUGGGAACUCAUCAUAGACCCCAAACUCAAGCCCAAUGAGCUGGCCCCUGGCUGGAAGCAGUACCUGGAGCAACAUGCCUCAGGCAGGUUCCACUGCUCCUGGUGCUGGCACACCUGGCAGUCGGCCCACGUGGUCAUCCUCUUCCACAUGCAUCUGGAUCGCGCCCAGCGGGCGGGCUCGGUGCGCAUGCGCGUCUUCAAGCAGCUGUGCUACGAGUGCGGCACGGCGCGGCUGGACGAGUCAAGCAUGCUGGAGGAGAACAUCGAGAGCCUGGUGGACAACCUCAUCACCAGCCUGCGCGAGCAGUGCUACGACGAGGACGGCGGCCAGUACCGCAUCCACGUGGCCAGCCGCCCGGACAGCGGACUGCACCGCAGCGAGUUCUGCGAGGCCUGCCAGGAGGGCAUCGUGCACUGGAAGCCCAGCGAGAAGCUGCUGGAGGAGGAGGCGACCUACACCUUCUCUGGUGCCUCCAAGCCAGGGGCUCGGGAGGGUUCAGGCUACAACUUCUUCUCCCUCCGCUGGUGCCUCUUCUGGGCCUUUCUCUGCCUGCUCAUUGCCUUGCUGCAGUUCUCCUUCCGCAGCUCUGCCUUCUUUUAGUGGAGCUGGUUGGGAGUGGGAGGAAGGCACAUGGGGGUGAGAGUGGGAAAGACGCAGUUCUGGUCCUGAUUCUGCCACAGGUUCAAUAUAUGAUGCUGGACAACUCAGUUACUUCUGUGGGCGUCAGUUUAUUCCUCUGCAGAAAGAGAGGUAUGCUCUAGGAGAUAUUUAAUGGUCUUUCCAUUAAAAUUUACAGUGAUGGAGGGAAGGGGAGAAGAG
This is a messenger RNA of Ceratotherium simum simum (southern white rhinoceros), 1333 nucleotides long. It is a transcript of the gene RTP2, whose product is annotated as receptor transporter protein 2. Lineage: Eukaryota; Metazoa; Chordata; Mammalia; Perissodactyla; Rhinocerotidae. Gene Ontology annotation, cellular component: cell surface. The record is from RefSeq and is a predicted model, not a curated record. Gene Ontology annotation, molecular function: olfactory receptor binding. Gene Ontology annotation, biological process: protein insertion into membrane; protein targeting to membrane; detection of chemical stimulus involved in sensory perception of bitter taste.